Molecule: messenger RNA, 838 nt
Organism: Callorhinchus milii (elephant shark)
Lineage: Eukaryota; Metazoa; Chordata; Chondrichthyes; Chimaeriformes; Callorhinchidae
Product: cytotoxic T-lymphocyte protein 4
Exons: 4
Coding region: 51-743 (230 amino acids)
Biological process (GO): negative regulation of regulatory T cell differentiation; regulation of T cell proliferation; B cell receptor signaling pathway
Cellular component (GO): external side of plasma membrane
Source: RefSeq, a predicted model, not a curated record
CAUCAAAAGUGUUAAAAGUGAGAAGGGUCGCUACUUGUUCACAUUGUUUUAUGAGGCUGACCAACAUAAUGGAGCACAGCAGAUUCCUGGUGCUCGGAUUCAUUUGCCUUCAGAUAGAACUGGGCUUCCAAGACAUCCAGGUUUUCCAGCCCAGGUUCCUAGAAGCCAACAGUGAUGGAGAGGCCACACUGGUGUGCAGUCAUGACCACACAGGCCAUGCAGUGGAGCUCCAGGUGACCAUUCGUAAAACGAACCAGGAAGAAGUUUGCAAUGGCACAUAUAACUCUACCACCAAACCGUUUCAGACCAGAGCGCGCUUUCACUGCUGGAUUCAGCCUGGAGAAGGCAACGUCUCAGUGACCAUCUAUGGCUUCAACUCUUCAGCCAUUGACUAUUAUUUCUGCAAACUGGAAAGAGUACACCCGCCCGUCUACCAAAGUGGCAUUGGAAAUGGGACUUUGAUCUACAUUGCAGGCAAGAAACAUCCAUCCUCUGCAGCUUUGGAUUUAAAAGAUCAAUUAUUCCAGGUCACUCUUCUUCUGGCUGUAUUUGCUUUCAUCCUCCUCAUAUACAGCAUUGCCAUAACAUUUGUGCAUUUCCACUCUAAGAGGGAAAAAGGAACCACUACUGAACUGGACCACAACUCUGUCUAUGAAAAGAUGGCCCCCACCGUGAAUGGAGACCAGAGCAGGAGAAAUACCAAAACACCUAACCUUGUCGGCUCCCAUCACAGACUCGCGUAAAAAUAAUUCUUCUUGUACCUGAUAAGGCACCUUACCAAAGUCUAAACCUCUCAAAGCGCAACACAAUGAUUUUCUGUAAAGUGUAUAUUGUUUAU